AUGUAUAUUGGAAAAUGUUUUAUUUGCUAUCAUGGUGCAGACUUGGGGAAUAGCGCGGAUCCAACACCCAAAACCUACAAUAUAAUAGGUGGAGGAGCACGAAAUGCGCCAGAUAAGAUUUUCACUCAAGCUGGCGCUGGGCAGACAACAAUUACUGGAUUUUGUGCUGAAGGAUUUGGAAAGUGUUGGCGUUCUUGUGGAAUGGAUUGUGUCCAACACCAGAGAAGUAUUAAAAUGACAAACUGCAAAUUUCAUGGACCUGGUCUCUCAGUCAUAUCACUAAACACCAAUUUUGGCGACAAAAUGUCAAUCUCCAACGUAUUUGUCGAUAAUUCUAUUUCAUUUUUGUGUCAAGAAUACCGUGGUAUACGCGGUAUAACCUCAGAUUUGCAUCCAACAAGCGAAUGUAAACCAAACGAAAAUUGUGCAAAAACUAGUUGCCAAUUUUCGCCUAAAGCUAUUAAAUUAAUUUAA
Meloidogyne enterolobii is the source of this 474-nucleotide messenger RNA. The record is from the annotation of a GenBank genome assembly. NCBI's taxonomy places the organism in Eukaryota, Metazoa, Nematoda, Chromadorea, Rhabditida, Meloidogynidae.